Messenger RNA from Acanthosepion pharaonis, 873 nucleotides. NCBI's taxonomy places the organism in Eukaryota, Metazoa, Mollusca, Cephalopoda, Sepiida, Sepiidae. The record is from the annotation of a GenBank genome assembly.
AUGUGCUACUCUCUCUCUCUCUCUCUCUCUCUCUCUCUCUCUCUCUCUCUCUCUCUUUAUCUCUCUCUCAAUAAUAAUAAUAACAAUAAUAAUGAAAAUUGUAUUCAUUCUUUUCUUAUUACCCAGUCUUCUUUGUUAUAUACAAUUACGUCUAAUUUUGGAACGCUUUCUAUAUCGUCUUUUUUCCUCUCUUACAUUUUCUUCUUAUUUUCCUGCUCUCCUCUUCUCUUCGCUCUCCUUCUCCACCUCCUCCUUCUUCUUCUUCUUCUUCUUCUUCUUCUUCUUCUUCUUCUUCUUCUUCUUCUAUUAUUGUUUAUUACUCACUCACUCUUAUGUUACUGUUUUUCAUUCUACAUUCUUUCAUUUAAAACAUAUUUUACCCCUCUUUGCUCUCCUCCGCUUCUUCUUCCCUCCCCCUCCUCCCUCUUCUUCUAUUACUGCAUAUUUCUAUCUCACUCUUCUGUUACUGCUUUUAAUUCUACAUUCCUUCAUUCAAAAUAUUUCCCCUCUCCUCUUAUCUUCUUCUUCUUCUUCUUCUUCUUCUUCUUCUUCUUCUUCUUCUUCUUCUUCUUCCAUUACUGCUCAUUUUGCUCUUUCUUAUAUUACUGCAUAUUAUUAUUUUCCUUUCUUUCUAUAACAAUUAAUUUUCCUCCUCCUCCUCCCCUCCUUCUCCCGAUCCUUUUCUUCCUCCCCCUCCUCUUCUUCUUCUUGCUCCUCUUUCUUCCUUAUCCUCUCUCUUGGAUAAAACUCUUCUGCAACCUGGCAACGACCCAUUCUACACCCAGACAUAACCCAGCCCCACCCGUCAACCAGGUCGCUCCUUUAUUUUCCCCCCUCACUGUUCAAUCAUCUCAUAUUAUUUCUGCAAGUUAA